CGGCAAUAUCCUGUCACUGUCAAAAGUUGUCAAAUUCUUCAGAAUUUCAGAUUUGUCUUGUUUUGCUGUGACCCAAAUAUUUUAAAACGUGAUAUUUAAUAUUAAAAUCAAAUCUAUCUUGCGUUUUACUAAAUAAGUAGAAAAUGCAGCAACUGAGGAAGCUUAUUGCAAACACUGCAAACAGAGAGCGCAGGAAAUUAUUCAAACAGCCUCAAUUUCAACACAGACUUAGAUGUAUGAGUACACAAGAAACUACUACAGAGGAAACAAAUAAAAUACCUUUUGUAAUCCCAAAAGGUACAUUUGGCCAGCCAACAUGUCACACGCAUCCACAUUUAAUAAAGGAAGAACAUUUGACAUGGGGCAUAACACAGGCUGAAUACAAAAAAAGGCGGGAAACAUUGGUUCAAAAAUUAGUUGCAGAAUCUGAAAAUAUGCACAAUACACAUAUUAUAGUAAUACCAGCAGCUCGCAAACAGUACAUGUCUGACAAAAUACCGUAUGUGUUCAGACAGCAUUCUGACUUCUUCUACCUCACUGGGUGCUUAGAACCCUCUGCAAUAUUAGUAUUAGUGAAACCUGCACAAACAGACCAAUUUAAGAGUAUUCUAUUCGUACACGACAAGGACGCACACGCAGAGUUGUGGGAGGGGCCUCGGACGGGAUGCGCCGCAGCAGCCAGACUUUUUUGCAUGGACGAAAGCCGACCAGUCGAGAACUUUAGCACGUUUUUAAAUAAAAUAACACAGGAUUCAAAACCAGCAGUGCUUUGGUACCAUAAUGAGGACCCAGCUAACCCUGACAUACAUAACACGGUGAGAGGGACCCUCAGAGGAGACGCUAACGUCACUCUGUCCGACCCUCAACGAGCCCUACACUUUAUGAGGGUCGUUAAGUCCCCGGCAGAGAUCGAGCUCAUGAAGGAAACGUGUUAUAUUGGAUCACAGUCUAUUAACAUGGCUAUGGCUUGUACGAAGCCAGGUAUAUCAGAGCAUAUGGUGAACGCAGUGCUUGAGUACUCGUGUAAGCAGGGAGGGGCGGAGCACCUCGCGUUCCCUCCGGUCGUGGCCGGCGGAGCCCGAGCCACGCACAUACACUACGUGGCCAACAACCAGCUGUUGAAGGCCAAUGAGAUGAUACUUGUUGACUCAGGCAGCCAGCACUGGAUGUACAACUCGGACAUAUCGCGCACGUGGCCCGUGGGCGGCACCUUCUCCAAGCACCAUCGGAUACUCUACGAGCUCGUGCUCACUGUACAGAAACGUCUAAUAGAGUUGCUGGGCGAGCAGAGGCCAGCGCUGGACAAGUUAUUCGACAGCAUGUGUCGCCUGCUGGGCAAGCACUUGCAGGAGGAGGGGAUACUACCCAAGAAUGUGGAGGGGCAUGAACUGCUAGGGAAAGCCUACCGCCUGUGUCCACACCACGUGUCCCACUACCUGGGGCUGGACGUGCACGACGCGCCCGUCGUACGACGGAACGUGCCCGUCUGCACCAACAUGAUCGUCACUGUCGAACCCGGAAUCUACAUAAGACCAGACGACACGACCGUCCCCAAAGAGUUCAGAGGCGUCGGCAUCCGAGUGGAGGACGACGUACUCAUCACUGACGCAGAGCCUGUUGUGUUAACAGACGCUUGUGUCAAGGAAGUAGCCGAUAUAGAGGCUAUUGUUGGCAAACAUAGCCUUUAAUUUAUAGCCUCAGGAAACCAGCAAUGUGAAGAAAUCACUAUCCUUUAAUUGGAAAGAAACUAUGCCUAGAUUGGCUAAUUACUGUUUUUAGGAUCUGCUGAAAACACUGAGCCAUAUUUUGGAAAUAGUAUGAUUAGAUUUUAUAUUCUAUUUAUGGAUAAACCAAUCUCUCUUUUAUCAUCAUCAGCCUAUAAGUGCCCAUUGCUGUGCAAAGGCCGCUUCUCACGCGGAGAAGGUUGAGCUUUAAUUACCACGCUUGUUCAAGUUGAAAUAGUGAUUUCAUACUUAUAGAAAUUAUAAGCCCAUGUUUCCUCGUAUUGUUUUUUCCUUGUCCCGUCCUUGCUACGGAUGACUGACUUCCCUAGCCCAUCGGCUGCGCUUCUGCUAGGUUGAGGGUCAUUCUAUAGUAUAUGUUGAACCCAUUUUCAGGCUUUUUACUGCCUACAUUGUCAAUAAUAAUAAUAACGUCGCUUCAGGAAAUAUUCACG
Molecule: messenger RNA, 2176 nt
Organism: Spodoptera exigua (beet armyworm)
Lineage: Eukaryota; Metazoa; Arthropoda; Insecta; Lepidoptera; Noctuidae
Source: the annotation of a GenBank genome assembly